AAAAAACUGGUCAAGGCAGCUCGCGCUCGCAGCUCGCGCUCGCGUAGCGCCAUUGGCGCGACCAAAACUCGUAGGAGUUCCCCAGCACAGCACAGCGGACGCGGGCUAAUUGCGUGUUUCAAACACGCUAAAGUGUUUGCAAAGCACCAAUACGUCUCGCAUCCGUUUUUCAAGUAAAAGCGUGAAAGAUGUCGGCCGUCCCGGCGAAGCCCGCGCCGCCCGGCCAGCGCGCCCACCAGAAGAACAAGCCGAGGCCCAUUGAUUUUUAUAGACCGUUGCCGUUCUGCCGGCCGAAAGGAAAAAAUGACUUCAAAUACGUGUCCAUCACCGCCGCCGGGAGAAGUCUCGUGACAGUAAGCAGACAAAAGCUCGAGGCGGGCCUCUUCGAAGGCGUGACGACCUACGACAAAGCUAUACGGUUGAACGUGCCGACGCCGUCGUACCAGGACGUGGAGGACUACGAUCAACUAGUGCCGGAGCAAGGACCUUUACCUCGAGCGUUUCUGCGAAGCAAGCCGCCGAAACGCAGUACCCUCCCAAAAGUACCAGGCGAAAAAGCUGAGGCGGCCCUAGCUUUAGGUAGACCCUUGGGAGCGGCACCACCGGCCGACAUGAGCGGGAAUCCGGCCUGCGCGGAGUCUGACGACGAGCCCGAAUACGUGCUCGGGGCCGACGACGAGCGGUGGCUCCGCGAGACGUUGCCGGACGCCGUGCGGAAGAAGCUUGGCGCGGGAGCCCGAGCCGAAGCGCAAAAAGGCCGCUCGCACAAGAAGGGCGCGGGCAAGGCCGCUCAAUUGGAACAGCAGAAGGCCGAGGAGGAGCGUCGUAAAAGAGAAGAGGCCGAGAAGCGGGCCGCUUUAGCGGCCCAGCCCGCUACUAGAGGCAAGAAGUCCAAGGAGGAGGACCUCGUCCAGGUGUCGACGCGGCGUCCGCAUUUACGCCCCUUCCGUAGAGGACAGCCUGUACGCCAUCGACGCGGCACGGCGACGGCGAGAGCGCCUCCUACGCCAUCGGCGCGGCGAUGGCGUCUGCGAGAGUUUGAUACGGCUCGGGCGCCAUCGACGGCUCGCGACGCGGUCCGACUCGACUCGAAAUUGCAACAGAGACCACCCACCUUCAUCGUUCCUGGGGACGAGUCGCGUCGACGGCGCGAACCCCGCAGGCCAUGGAAGUGGACGAAGCGACGCAGGCCACCGAAGAAAACGUCCAGCGCCACGUCAACGCGCUGACGGGGGCCCAUCUCGAGGCGGUCAUCGACACGCUGGAAGUCCUGACGGGCCCCUGGCCGGGCAUCGUCGCCAAGGGCCAGCAGGCCGCGGACGCGUUGAAAAGCAACGAGCCGACGUGGCGCGGCGGCGUCGGGUCCAAGUUGGUGCUGAAGGAGCCCCAACUAGCCGCUGUCUUGGGUCCCGUGAUCCAUGCGUAUUGGCUGCAGAAGCGGCAGAAGCUAGGGAAACCUUUGUUGAGGCGAUUCUGGCCGGCUACGUCUCCCACUGACUCGAACCCGCACUGCGUCUUCCGACCGAGGGAGAAGGAACGAUACAAGUUGAGGAAACACCGCAAGAACGACGUCGACGCGUUCCGGAAGUUGCAGCAGUUGCGCCGUGACUUCGAGACGGCUCGGGACCUGUGUGCUCUCGCGAGGCGGAGAGAAACGGUGCGUAGAUUACGUGGAGACGCGUCGCGAGGUAGGCUCAGACGCGCCUUGGACACGCUAGCCAAGCAACGGGGCGUCGAAGCGCUGCCCGACCAAUUUCCCUUUGCUGAUCAAGAUGAGGACUACCGCCUCACGCCGAACGAGGUCGCGGCGGCGACGAAGGCUCUCGCCGACGCCGAGGCGGCGAAGAAGGCCCAGGCCCAGCUACCGGUCGGGCUGGGUGUGCCUGUGGUCACGGCGCCGGCGCCCGCACCAGCUCCAGCACCGGCGCCGGCGCCCGCGCCCGCCACGGAUCAAAAGCGGUGGUCCCCCGAGGUCGUGGCUCAAGUACUACGAGAACGCUUGGCGAGUGUCGCGCUGCGGCCAUUAGAGGAGCCGAUGGUCGAGGACGACUAUCCCGAGGAGCGAGGCGCGAUCGCGGCGUCCCGUCGUGGAGAGUCACGCCAUCAACUUGUGUCCAUCUCACGAUGCCGUGGGUGGUUUAUUUUUAUUUCGAGGCCGUUCGGACCGAGUCGAGAGACCACGAUGCUCCGCGCAUGACGUGGUCGCCGUGACGGCGUCGACACGAUGCCGCGCCGCCUCGACGCCGUCGAUGCGGCCGCAUGAGAGCCCACGCGCCUCGUCAGAGAGUCACUGCGUCGUUCCCGCGCAGGCGUGGUCAAAAGAACGGUCUCCGUGAGAGAUAGGGACGACGCUGCUCGUAGACGUAGGAACAAGAAGCAAAGGCGGGCCUUCGAGGAGGACACCUACGCUCUACCGCCUGGUACGAGCAAUGCCACCGCUCGCGCGCAAGCGAACACCCCGAAAAGACCCUUGCACGGCCAACCGGGCCCGGUCUGCAUCCCCCAGAAAGGCUUCAUGGACACGGGCUGGUUGCACAGGGACGACGCCGCUUUGGCCGUGGCUUUGGAUAGAGUGUUCCUCGAUCCCCCGGUGGCCACGGAGGGUCCGGAAGUCAUGGCGCUGCUAAAGCCGCCGCCCGACCCCCUCCCGGAGUCGGAGUUCGCGCCCGACGACAAAGCUACCCAGAAGAAGGACGAGAAGAAGGAGGUCCCCAUGGAGGUGGACACUAAACCUAAGCCUAGAGACCCGAACAAGCCGGUGGACGUCGAGGAUGACAGAGAAGCGAUGAAGGCCGUUACUGCCGCUGCUCAAGCCGAAUUUGUCCGGCUAACCGUGUCGACGGUUCGUAGAAGAGCUCGGGUGGGUCGCGGUGGUCGUGUUCUAGUUGAUAGAUAUGGGAGUCAUACCGUCCCGAAGGCCGUACCGCCGCCCGAUUCCAAACCUUCUUCUCACGUAAGACCGGCAUCGCCUCGACCGACGGCGCAACGGCAAGCUUCGUUCACUGGUAGAGUGCGGUACGCUUCUUCAGCUCGCGUCUCGGCGCCGCCCUUAUCUUCCACGAAAAAACCGAGGGGUAUUGCAAGGGCGGGUUGGUUCUCGUUAACGGAUGACGGUUAUUCCUCAUCGUCGUCGGACUGCGACAGCGUGAACGAGGCCCCACAAAUCAUCCCGGAGGCGCCGCCGCCACCGCCGCCCCCAGAGCCCGAGAGGGAAAAGAGCCAGCCCUGUGCGGCGUGUCGCGGCGCCCAUUCCGCGCACACGUGCGGCACGCGCGGCGCGUCCGCCGAAGCGGCGGCGGCGGAGGCGCGCGAAGCGGCCGAGAAGAUAGCGGCGGCCGCCGCGGCGUCGCAGGCCGUGGAUGCCUUGGCUCCUGCCGAUGUUGGAAGGACGCGAGGUGGAACGAGAAAACUCCAGGACGAGGACGAGUACGGGCCGCCCGUCGAGCCGCCGCGGCCUUUUUGGGUCGGGGUCGCGGAUUCCGAUUACCGGGCGCGGAUGGCGACGUUACCUGCCAGAAGGCCGGCGACGACGUGCCCGCAGCAGAGGUUGGCCGAGAUCUACGGUUUAUCUGAUAGCGAGGACGAGGACCUCUACCCCGCGGACCAGCCGGACCUCCCUUAUACCACUCCGGGGGCGCCCCGGAUCAAGUUCGCCGUGGACGCUUGAUAAGUUAACGUUAGACUUU
This is a messenger RNA of Pelagomonas calceolata, 3686 nucleotides long. Lineage: Eukaryota; Pelagophyceae; Pelagomonadales; Pelagomonadaceae. The record is from the annotation of a GenBank genome assembly.